AUGCCCCCCCAUACCCAGCCACCCGGACCAACCCGCACCACCCCAAUCCUCCAGAUCACCCUCGACAACGCAACCAAUACCCGCCUGGGAAACCAUCCAUCCUACAAACCCGGCGAUACAAUCAGCGGACACAUCACCCUUACGCAUGCGCGCUUCAUCCCCCCAGCCACAAUCAACGUUACACUAACCGGGCGAAGCACGACUACGAUUGCCGUGCGCAGCACAGCCGGGCACGCCGAGUCCCGGUACGAGAGUUCAUUCGAUAUCUUUGAUGGAUGCGUCGAGAGGCUUGUGCUGCAUUCCGACGCUCCUCUUCCUGUUCCUACUGGACCUACGGACCAGGGGCAAGGUCAAGGUGGAGGUGAGGCGAAUAUGAACACUUGGCCCUUUGCACUCACAGUCCCCUUCUCCGUGCGCGAUGUCCGGGGCUACGCGCAGCGCACCGCGGGGUUUUAUUCUUCGCCUGAUGGAUCCGAGGGACCGAUGUUUCUUCCGCCGGGGAGUUUCACCGUCGAUAAAGUGAUUAGCUACGAGGGUGGGAGCAUCCGGCGCGGCAGAGCGGAGGUUUCAUACGCGGUGCAAGCAAAGAUGGAGAUUGGACAUCUCGAUUGCGGUACCAAUGCACCGGCGACGGUUACGCAUACAGCCACAGCACCCUUCCGAAUCGAGACUGUCUCGCUGAGUGACCCAAUCACGAACUUCGGACGCAAGAUCGAAACAGCGCAGCGCGGGGUGCUUUCGUAUACCCUCGUCCCCGGCGCGCAGAAAGAGCUGAAUCUCGCGCGGCGGGCGCGUCGGUCACUCAUGUCCCCGCGUCCCCCCGGGUUCAUGGUGAAAGUCUCCGUGUCCCUCCCGGUUUUCUUGCAAGUGGGCAAUGCGAAUGUGAUUCCUCUUUCUGUGGUUUUCGAGCCGGUGUCUACAUCUGUUAGUGAGGUUCUGCGCGAUGUUCCGCAGACGGCGACAAUCAAAUCGUUGUCGAUACGACUCAGGCCACGGACGGUUUUGCGUGCGGAUACGAUGGUGGUGAAUUAUCAGGACACCAAGACAUGUACGGCGGUUGGACGGGGGAUCUCGAUUUUACCAUUCACUGCGAUUCUCGAUCUCCGGUCUGUCCGUGGACAGGAGAUUUCGGUGCAAUUCACGCCUGGCUCGACAUCCUCAUCAUCAUCAUCAUCAUCAUCCUCCUCCUCAUCAUCAUCAGCAAGCGACCCACUCAACCUCGGCGCCCUCCUCGAUUUCCGGCUCAGAGAGGACAUCCACCCCACAUUCCGGACAUAUAACAUCGCCCGCACGUGGGACUUGGUCUGGGAGAUGGACGUUUCGAUUGCGGGCGAGGUCAUCAAGGCCGGGUCGUCGUACGAGGUGAUUGUUCUGCCGCGGGCGUGGGAUGGUCCGGGGCCCGUGGGAGACGCGCUGGUUUCGGGGGCUGGGGAGGUUUUGCCCGAGUAUGGGCGGGAUGAGGAGUUGCCGGGUUAUUGUGCUGGACCAUCGGGUGGAUGGUGCGUUUGA
Molecule: messenger RNA, 1509 nt
Organism: Aspergillus calidoustus
Lineage: Eukaryota; Fungi; Ascomycota; Eurotiomycetes; Eurotiales; Aspergillaceae
Source: the annotation of a GenBank genome assembly